AUGCCGCUGAGCAAAUCGUCCCGCUCUUCCAAGAGCAGCCGGCCCUCGCUUCUCUCACUGCCCUCCGUACACAGCCUGCUGUCGAACUCCUCCAAUGAGAGGGACGUCAAGUCCCCUGGAGGCUCGUCGGUAGCGAGGGCGGGCUCAGUCGACACAGUGGGCGAUGACGAGUCAGGCGCAAAGAAGCUACAGAGGAGGAAGUCGAGACUCAAUGUGCUGACGUCCUUCUUUGCGAACCCCAGCUCCCGUGGCUCGACACCCACCGAACCCGUCCCCAGCCUGCGCCCCAAAACAGCAACAGAGGCACUGCCUCCUACGCACUUAAGAACAGAACCCAUCCCGCGGAGACCCGUCGCCUCGACCGUCGAGCUCGCAACAAGGCCCGCCUCCUCCGACGGCAGCCCAAACUCCUCCUCAAACCCCCACGACUCAGUCUCUACCAUCGACAACUCCCCAGGGGCAGGCGGCCUUGGCAUACAGACCCCGGUGACCCAGGUCUCCGAUUACGACUUUGAUUUUGGCGUCGAACGUACCGAGUCUCCGGAGACAGCUGACACCGGAGCCGAAGCUCACUCCGGCGCCGACAUGCCACAAGUCAUACAGAAACAACCGAGGGCGGUGUCCGCCGAGGGUGCGCCCCCACUACCUCCGAAGGACCUUUUGCCACAAGAACAACCACCAACGCCUGUGUCACCGGUUGCACCAAGAUCCAGAGGAAGCGCAAGGAGCAGCUCUGCUCACCAGUCUUCUCCAGACAGGAGAGACGGGCCCACGAAAUUACAGUCCACCAGGCGCCCUUCGCCCUCAAACUCGACGCCACGCGUGAGAAGCAGCUCUGCGCAACCCUCGACGCAUAGGGAAGUCCUGGGCGAUGGCCCUCAGGCCACCUCCAAUCCGGCAGAUGCCGUCACAUACCCCAGGCCCAUGUCAAAACAGUCGAAUGAUGGCGGUGACAGCCGAGGAAGACUGCGAAGGAGUUGGUUGCCAGGAAAGAGCUCUGGCUCCAAGGACCUGAAGAAGAUGUCUGCGAGCAAGGCAUGGAUCCUAUCGGCUGACAACCAGGCCGACUAUAACACUGCGUUCCUCGCGAACAACGAGAAGGUUCCCGAGCUCUGGACUGAGAGUGGCGAUGUUCUUGUUUACCUCUCCCCCAAGGCCAGCGGGAAAGGGCCAUCUUUCAAGGUCUCAUCACAAGCAAUCGAGGCGUCGAUAGUAUUCCACGAGUUGAUCCAGGGAGAGCUGGAGGCGAGCAGGACCGCGAGGGAUAGGUCGAGGAGUUUCGAUGGGCGCGACAACUUGAUGGCCCAGGACGCUGAUCGCCAGCCGCAACAACCACUGAUGCCCGAGCCCGCGGACGGGGCAAUCCGUCUGUACCUCCCUCCUCCGGCUCCUGACCAGCUUUCUUCCCAAGACCCGAAGACACAACCCGAGCUGCAGCGCCUUGUAGCGAUCCGGAACCUCUUCGCCUUCCUGACGGGACAGCCGCUCGUCGCCACCAAGUUCCGACCGACCAUUUUCUCGGCAUUCCUCGAGAUCUCAUCACUGUUGAAGGAGUUCGAUUUCAUGAGCAUGGAUGGCACGACCUGGGGCGAGGGCGUUGACCUAAGCUUUGGUUUUUACAUGUCUCAGCUGUCACUUGCUGACGUGCGGCACAGCCGUGAAAAGACGCUAGAGGCCGUAAUCCUGGGCGAGCGCAUGAAGUGCUGGGAGCUCUACAACGAGGCCUUCACGCACGCGGUUGGAAAAUGGCAGGCAAUUGUCUCCCUGAAGUCGCCACUGGCCAAGCAGGUGUCUCCCGAGGUGUGGCGCCGUCUCGAGCGGUCGAACCUGGACCUGCUGAACCGUCAGCACAACGUCAACUCGAGGCUGGAAGAGUUCGAGUUCCCGGCUCUUUUCUCUGGCGUCGCAGGCUCUUCGGAGUUCAAGGAUGUGCGCUUCAACCGAUGGAAGUCGGCCUUCUCGAGGAUGCGGGGUUUCACCCUGGGGUACUACAAGUCCCUGUUCGGUGCCUGGCCGCCCAAGGCGAGGAGCAAGAAGAACCCAUUCUCGGAGAGCGGCCUGAACAGACUUGUCCUCAAGACGCUGUAUGCGGAUCUGUCAUCGCUCUAUGACCUGCUGGUGGACCGCGACUCGGUCACGCCCCGCGUCAUCGACCAAGCCGUCGAAGAUGUCUCCGACAAGGAGUCCAACGAGCACAUCAGGGCCCUGCGGAAGCUUCUCACAGAAUUUGACCAGUCCUCACCACCGGUCCUGCCUCCGAUUCCCUACGAUAUCCCCAUACUGCCGAGCAUGAAGACCGUGCAAGUCAAGUACGACGAGAUGAAAGAGAAGGAUCAGCUCAAGUUCGACCGCAACAUCAAGGACUACGAGCUCCAGCUCAUCAUGCACAAGUCGUACAACUUCGACACCGACAGCAUCAAGUCGCCCUUCCUCCUGCACUUCAAGGAGUUUGACCACGACCAUGCCAAGGGCAAGUCUCAGGCAGAGCUCUUCGACAACCGCCUCGGCACGUGGCUCUUCCUCUAUGUGGUCAUCCAGUCACUGCCGCUGCUCGUCAUCGACGCGCCCGACCUGCAGUUCACCGAGGGCGUCGAGUACUUCCUCUGCCAGCCGCCGAUGGGCAACCCGCCGUGGCUCGAGGAGGCAGGUGAGGUCCGCAAGGCCUGGUACCAGCUCCCCGGGUCACAGGUCAAGGUCGAGCUCUCGGCGGACGUGGUCAUGUUCUCGGUAGAGGGCACCUUCGAGCGCUCACACUGCUGGGAGGUCGCCAAGACGUGGGAGGAGGCCAAGGUGAACGGCGGCACUGCCGGGAUGAUCGGGCUGCCACCACCACCAGCGCUCGCCGAAGGGGCUGCCGGCUCCGCGUACUCACCACUCGAAGCACCGCGCGCCGUAUUCGAGGACAACGACCCCGUGAUGGGCAUGGGCGGCACCGGCGGCUACCACAGCAGCAACGGCAACUCGCCCGUGAGCUCUGCGCCGGCGUCGCCCGCCUCGGGCCCCCAGAGGCGCGUCAUCUCGCCGAACAGCGGGCUGGCCGCCGGCCGCGGGGCAGGUUCCAACUUCCGCGCGAGCUUCGCGGGCCUGUCCGCCCUCGAGCCGCUCGCGCCGCCCCUUGGUGCCGCGCCCGUUGACCGCCGCUCAAGCCGAGUGUACAGCUUCCAGGUGGCGCAGCGGCAGGACUCGCUCGGCCCGGAGCGGCCGCAGAGCUCGGGCGGGGCCUCCUCGCCGGGCACCAUCCGCAAUGCCAGGUCGGUUGACAACAUGCGCGGCGAGGCACCCGCUCGCAAGCCUGUCGGUAGCGGCGCUGGCAAUGGCCACAACCACACCCUCAGCAGCACCUUCGAUGACAUCCUCAAGGACAUGAGCAACCAGCAGAAGCCGGCCAAGCAGAAGAAGAAGUUCGGGUUCUAG
This is a messenger RNA of Diaporthe citri, 3414 nucleotides long. RefSeq lists its product as uncharacterized. The record is from RefSeq and is a predicted model, not a curated record. NCBI's taxonomy places the organism in Eukaryota, Fungi, Ascomycota, Sordariomycetes, Diaporthales, Diaporthaceae. The transcript is spliced from 2 exons. Bases 1 to 3414 code for a protein of 1137 amino acids.